CCCCCCCCCCCCGAGUCGCCGAUGGAUGGAGUGGUUAGAUUUCCAUGCGAGGAUCGAGAGCGUGGGUGUGUAAGUGCGGUUGUUUUUCGUUGAGGAGAUCAGUCAAGGACUUUAAAAAGCUGUUGACAGGUUUGUUGAAAGACGUUGGAGUCCACCUCGGGGCGCAGUUUUGUCUUCAGUUUCGAUAUGUGUAGCGAUUGCAGAGCAAAGGGAUUCUGAAAUUUCAUUCGAGAAAUGAGAGGGACUUUUUGUUGUUGCUGUUGAGAGUUGAUCUCACGGAUAGGUGAACAGGAGGUUCUCAUAGCUUAAAGCUUUUAUAUUUACUUCCACGAGCGUAUAAGUGUGACGAAUAGGUGAAAUUCGGCGACGCGAAUAAAACAUAAAUAUGAGAGUCUGCAGCGUAACCGUGAGCUUAAUUCUUUAGCUUCAAUGCCCUCGGUAGCCUGUUGUUUCGCUACGAUUGUUUCGGUGGAACUCUUGAGCUAAGAAACUCGGAUUGAAGGAAACCCGCUCACCUGAAAUUAGUGGUCUUCCAGCGAGGAUCACUUGUUACUACAAAACCUCGACUAUUGUAGGGGUGGUGCAUCCAUGGGGAAAGGGGCUUCAGGGAAGAUCAUUCCUGAAAAAGUUAGGAUUGGCAUCAAUGGCUUCGGCAGGUUUGGACGUCUCGUGGCCAGAGUUGCACUGGAGAGAAAUGAUAUCGAGUUGGUGGCUGUGAACGACCCUUUCAUCAGCACAGACUAUAUGGCACACAUGUUUAAGUACGACACAGUGCACGGACGAAUGACGGAGGCGGACAUAUACGCCGAAGACGAGCAAACCUUCUCUUUCAGUGGCAAGAAGGUCGCCAUCCUGGGCUUCAAGGAGCUCUCAGAGAUUCCAUGGGGUGAACAUGGCGUUGAUUUUGUGGUGGAGUGCACAGGCAAUUAUUCCAUGAAAGACCAAGCAGCCGAGCAUCUUAAGGGUGGUGCAAAGAAGGUGAUCAUCACAGGGUUCAGCAAGGACGCACCCAUGUUCGUGGUGGGCGUCAACGAGUGCGAUUACCGGUCCGAGUACAACGUCGUGUCCAUGGCCAGUUCCACAACGAACUGCUUGACGCCGCUCGUCAAGGUUCUUAAUGACAAAUUUGGAGUCGUGGAAGGAGUGAUGACAACCGUGCACUCUUUAACCGCAACAGAGAAGUUACUUGAUCGUCCGUCGAGGAAGGAUUUGAGAGACGGGUGCGCCAACAUCAUAGCCAGCACUACGAGUGCGACGAAGGCGAUCGGUCGGUUGAUCCCACGCAUGAAUGGUAAAAUUAAGGGCAUGGCCUUUAGAGUUCCAACUGCCGAUGCGUCUCUCAUCGAUGUCGCAUUCAAGCUCGACCAGUGUGUUUCUUACGAGCAAGUUUGUGAAGCGAUAAAAGAAGAGGCAGAGGGCUCAUUAAAGGGAAUCUUGGGCUACACGGAGGAGGACGCUGCGUCGACCGACUUCAUUGGGGACAGCAGAUCGUGCAUAUUGGAUGCAAAAGCUGGUCUUUCUUUGGGUAACGGCUACUUCAAGCUCAUGGCAUGGUUUGACAACGAGUGGGGCUAUAGUCAUAGGGUGGUGGAGUUUAUAAUCCACAUGGCAUUAAUGCAGCGAACACCAUCACAUUUCCAAACCCACCAUGCUAGAGAGAGUCAAUGAAGCCCAAUGCGAGCAUGAUUCUGUAAUUAAAGCACAACGAUGGGUGGUGAAGGGCAGCCCAAACACUGGUGAUGACGAAAAGCAGAUGCAGGCAACAGCCCAGCUUGUAAACAUGUGCCGCAGAGAUAGGAUUAGAAGAGGAGGCGUCCAACUCCUCCCCGUUGGAGUGAUCACACACGCAUCGCUGCAGAUUUCUUUUUUUCUUUCUUUCUUUUUCUUACUCUUCUGUUAUAAGAAACUUCAAAAUGUGCUCUUGUAAAAUUCAGGCUUCCUAAAGAAGCAACAGAGACAUUUUUUUUAAUA
This is a messenger RNA of Physcomitrium patens, 1971 nucleotides long. RefSeq names its product glyceraldehyde-3-phosphate dehydrogenase, cytosolic. Gene Ontology annotation, biological process: glycolytic process. The record is from RefSeq and is a predicted model, not a curated record. Gene Ontology annotation, molecular function: glyceraldehyde-3-phosphate dehydrogenase (NAD+) (phosphorylating) activity; NAD binding. NCBI's taxonomy places the organism in Eukaryota, Viridiplantae, Streptophyta, Bryopsida, Funariales, Funariaceae. Gene Ontology annotation, cellular component: cytosol.